GACGCUAUUGAAGCAUUGAAUUCAUUGCAAACAAAUGCUCAAGUUCUUCAGAAGUUAAAACUUACAAAAAAUUAUAGUCAAGAAAACAAUGUUCAGUCUACUAUAAAGUACCUCUCUAGGUCUGGAAUUACCUUAGAUCAACUAGAGAGAGAGUUAUCUGUAAUCCAUGUGUCAGGUACCAAAGGGAAAGGUUCAACUUGUGCCAUAUGCGAAUCAAUUCUUCAUUUCCAUGGUUAUAAAACUGGUUUCUUCUCUUCUCCUCAUUUGGUUGCUGUUAGAGAGAGAAUACGAAUCAACAAAACUCCCCUAACAGAAGCAGUUUUUGCACAAUAUUUUUGGAAAGUGUAUAACAAGUUACAAGUAGAGAAGGAACAUGCAAAUGACAUGCCCUCAUAUUUCAAGUUUUUGACUGUUAUGGCACUCAACGUUUUUGCAGCAGAAAAAGUUGAUGUAGCAAUCAUUGAAGUCGGAAUCGGUGGAGAACUGGACUGCACAAAUAUAUUCAAAAAACCUGCUGUAGUGGGUAUCACCUCCCUUGGAUUAGACCACACGAGUCUGUUGGGGAAUACUAUUGAAGAAAUUGCUUGGCAGAAAGGUGGGAUCAUGAAGUUGGGAACACCAGCGUUCACGAGCCCUCAGUUAACGCCAGCUUUAGAAGUGUUAAACCAGCGUGCUGUAGAGAAAAAGUGUCCACUCUGGGAGGUGCCUCCUCUUAGUGAGUAUGACUGUGAUGGUCUCCAGUUGAGUAUUGGUCUCAAAGGCGAUGUACAAACAAUAAACACAUCACUGGCUCUGCAGUUAUCUCGGGCCUGGAUCAAUCGGCAACAACAAGCCAAAAGCAGUACUGGAUUAUUGGGGUAUGCUAAAGCAUUUAGGAUUGAUGGUGCUACAGCUGAAGGAAUAAAAUCGUGUUCCUGGCCUGGACGUUACCAAGUGCUCACUAGAAAAUCAGACCAUGGGAGUUGUACUUACUAUUUAGAUGGUGCUCACACGUUGGAGAGUAUAGAACUUUGUGUCCAGUGGUUUCGUCAAAUCAUAAACAAGGAUCAGAACAGGAGCUCCUGUAGAUAUAUCCUGGUCUUUAAUGUGACCGGAGAUAGAAAGCCGACUGACCUCUUGGUUCCAUUGAUGUCUUGUCAGUUUGACAGUGCUUUCUUCUGUCCGAACAUCUCGGUGUCUGAUCCCAAAUCUAAUGGUGAGCUUUUAUCUUUUAUUAGUUACUGUUUUAUAGCAAAUUUUAUUUCAUGCAUUAUCAGUUUUAGUUAUUUUUUAAAUUUUUUAGUAAAGUAAUUUUCAAAUACAAAA
Homalodisca vitripennis (glassy-winged sharpshooter) is the source of this 1305-nucleotide messenger RNA. RefSeq names its product folylpolyglutamate synthase, mitochondrial-like. Gene Ontology annotation, molecular function: ATP binding; tetrahydrofolylpolyglutamate synthase activity. Gene Ontology annotation, cellular component: cytosol; cytoplasm; mitochondrion. Gene Ontology annotation, biological process: tetrahydrofolylpolyglutamate biosynthetic process. The transcript has 7 exons. The annotation marks the transcript as partial. Lineage: Eukaryota; Metazoa; Arthropoda; Insecta; Hemiptera; Cicadellidae. The record is from RefSeq and is a predicted model, not a curated record.